GAAUGGAGAUGGGUAAAGAGUUUUGCUCGUAUAAAAGUCAUUUUAUCAAUCAUGAACAUGUAAUUUUAUAAGAAAAAUAAAUAUAAAAAUAUAUAUUAUAUUUUAUUUAUUUUAUAUAUAAAUUUACCGCUUCAUUUUUCUAUUUACUAGGUAAAAAAGAAUAUAUUUAAUUUUUUUUAUUUUCUUUUUUUUUCUAAAUGAAAAAAAAAAAAAAUAUAUAUAUAUGCGACGUAUAUAUGUAUAUUACUUUCCUAAUUUUAUUAAUACUUUGUUUCAUGAAACAAAAUAUUAAUAAUUAACAAUUUUGUGAAUUAUUAUACUCAUCUUUAUGGAAAGAAAAUGACAAUAGAAUGACAAUUUAGUAUUACAUAUAUAUGUAAAUGCUAAUAUAGCGAGGAUUCAUCGCAGAUUUUAUAGUUGGUUUCAUAUGACAUUUAAUAAAUGACCAAAAAGAUAUUUAUUUACCUAUAUAUAAAUUUUUACGUUUAACAUAUUUUGUAUAAGAAAAAUCUAGGUAUAAUUCAUGUAAUAUUUUUAAGUGUAUUAUUCUUGCGUAAGUGUAUACUUACAUAUAAUAUUCCUCCUUGAUAGUGAGUCUUCCACUGGCUAGCAGGAAUAUUAAAAAAAGAAGAUUAUUCUUACUGCAAUUUGAAUGAAUAAAUAAAAUCAGACGCAAGUUGAAAAGCGGAGAAAAGGCAUAUAUUUGGACCAUUAGCAAAAUUUAAUGUGACUGUAUAGUAAUACCAGACACGAUAUACCAGGGAAAAAAAAAAAAAAAAAAAGUUAAACCAUUGUUUCGAAUAUGGCAACUGUAAAGAAAUGUCUUAGUAAAGAAAAAAAAACAAAAUUCCCUAUUUUCUUGAAUAUUUAUGUAGUUACCCUUCUGAUUUGGACAUUACAAUGUUUUAAUAAUAAUUGUUUUUUGAAUAAGUCCUGUAAAGGCAAUGGCAGCUACUACAAUGCGGAUGGAACGUCGCUUAAAAGAGUCAAAAACAGAAGCUUAGGACAACGGGGGGGAAGUUUCUUUGGCCCCGAAAUGGAGAUUCUAAAAGAUACAGUUGUAAAUUACCUGUUACGUAAUACUAAAAAAAACAAUAAUGAUGAUAGAAAGGAAAUGAAACCAGAGGUGGUGGAGCCAAGAUACGAUCAUCCUCCUCCAAGAAACUAUCGUGACCAUCAUUACCACAAUGGACAUGAAGACAUUAGAGCACAUGACAAUUAUGAUAUAAGAGAUGGACAUGUUCAUGGUAAGCAUAAUCGCCAAGGUCCUGAAGUAAUGUCAUAUUACAUACCAGAAGGGGGAUCGGAUAAAGAACGAAUGAUACAGCCUGUAUAUUAUCCAACGCAACCAGCACCACAGAGAAUGCGUUAUAAUGAUAAUAGCAAUACCUCCAUGAUAAGUUAUUUAAAGCACUUCCUACUAGAGCAGCAGUUAUUUGCUUCGCCCGUUUUAAAUAAAAUGGCCCCAGUCUUUUUUUUAAUGUUUCUUUACUACGUAAUAUCGGCUAUAAUAAGCAAUUUCCGUCAUAUUAUAGCGCUCUAUUUCCUGGCCAAAAUAGUGAAAUUGCACUAUAACAGUAAUAAUUAA
Molecule: messenger RNA, 1588 nt
Organism: Plasmodium vivax (malaria parasite P. vivax)
Lineage: Eukaryota; Apicomplexa; Aconoidasida; Haemosporida; Plasmodiidae
Exons: 2
Coding region: 803-1588 (261 amino acids)
Source: RefSeq, a predicted model, not a curated record